CCCAUACAGAACGCAAGUGAAAGGGCCUGGUCUGGGCGCAUUCCUGCAUCUGCUGCUGGAGGUCGGCUCUGAUUGACUCUCCCGCUUCCCGUGCAUGCAGCGCAAGGCCGCAGCGUUCGAGGCCACUCCCGUCCACUCCUCGCUGGAAAUGAGCAGCGAGACUACGGACUUUGAGCGCGUGCCGCCCGAAAGUAGCGGCGGCUUCGUCAAGAUCGGCGGCCCGUUGCCAGACUCGUCGGACCCUCGCACCAUCAAGGGCGCGUCCAGCGCUCCAGGCAACGGCCACCGCCUGUUCUACCUGCGCGUGAUCGACUCUCGUAAAUGGCACUACUCGGAGACAUUCGCGCUGUUCCUGGACUUUUUCGUGCAGGUUUUGGCCAUCUCCUUCACCCAGAAGGACUCGUUCCAUGACGAAGUGGCGGCCAAGGCCUCGCGUCUCUUCUCUUCCGGUUUGAUGCUCUGCUACUUCAUCGACAUGGUCAUCCGUGUGCUAGGUCUGCGCCUCGCUCUCUUCCGAUCCCACUCGAAUAUCGCCGAUCUGCUGUGUCUUGUGGCCAUGGUCGUGUUACUCGGCUCGAGAUACGUCAUGGGGGACAAGGAAUACUGGCUGUGUCUGGGUUAUUUGACCAUUGUGGCUUGUCGUCUCAUCCUUAAGCCCAGAGCCAGAACCUUCUCCAAGAAACUCCACAAGUUCCGCACCAAUGGCGACCACAUUCGCAUCAGCAUCGAGUCGCUACGAGCCUCAUUGGCUCGUAUCCCUGGCAUCUCGGCCAUGUCCAUUGAGAUGAUGGAGACCGAUUUGGUGAUCAUCUGCGGUCGUGACGAGGGCGACAUGACGCGUGACGAGCUCAUGAACUUCCUGGAACGAGCUCUCCACUACCGCCCUCCUACACUCUCGGCCACGGAGUUCUUGUCCCAUUUGCGCGACAUCGACGCGUCGUCGUCUACACUGGCCUACGGUAUUAUGGACGUCGUCCGCAGUACAUUGUGGCACUGGUCCACACAGAUCGCAGACCUUAUUUUCUGCUUCUUCGUGGUGUGUAUCAACGCCUCAGUGAGUCCAGCGCUGGCCAUUUUCCUGGCCAAAUUGUCGGAUGCAUUCGAUACUUUAGACUCUGGAGAACCCAACGAGUCCACGCUCAAAUUCGGUGUCGUAGGAGUACUGGCCUUGUGUGUGCCGUUCGUGCUCGGUGACUACGCUGUGGGCUACUUCCAGUCUAAAAUGAUCUCCAAAGCCACCGAGUCGAUGCAGUCAGCCCUGCUGAACAUCAUUCUGCGUCAGGAUACCCAGUUCUUCGCUGAGCGCUCGGAAGGUGACUUGAACAAUCUUUUCUCGAGUGACGUCGCGCGUGUCAACGCACUAUGGCAAGCUGUGUUCUGGAACCUGCUGAAUCCGCUUUUAGCUGUGGUUUUCGGCUUCAGUUACGCUCUGUACAUGGACGUGAGCAUCGGUAUCAUGUCGUUUGCCUUUACUGCAGUGCUGCUUUCCAGUGGCCCGCAGGGUUUUGCAGCGCAGCGAUCGAAGGAGUUUGGCUCUAGGAAUGCUUACGUUGCUGCGGAGUUCCAGAACGCUGUGGGUUGUGAGAAGGUUGUGCGUGCCUACGCUAUCCAGGACCCGCUCAUUACGCGCUUUAAAAAGACAUGCGCUUCGCUGCGUAAGAGUCAGUUCUCGAAGGACUUUUGGUCGAGUAUUGUGCAGAUCUACAUUGAGUCUGCCAUGUACAUUUUCGUGGCUAUCAUGACAGCGUCGUUGGCGAUGAAAGUGUGGCACAAGGACUUGUCGUCGGGUGAAUUCUUCGGAUUUAUCACGCUGUUGAGUCGUGUGUCGAACCCUGUGACGGUGCUGGGUGGAUUCAUGCGUGUGGCUAUCGGCAAUGCUAGCAGUUUGCAGCGUGUUGACGACAUUAUCGUCGGACUGGGCUCAAACAGUGGCAAGGACGAAAACGACAAAGACAUGCCACCGCUUCCCAAGAUGGAGCAUGAUCUCCGUGUUGAGAAGCUCGUGUUCAAGUACGACAAGGCGUCCGAGAACUACAUUCUCAACGAGUUGAGCGCUACUAUUCCUCGUGGCUCGUACACGUGCGUUGUGGGCCCGUCGGGUUGUGGUAAGAGUACGCUGUUGGCCUGUUUGAUGCAGUUCCAGGAUGCCGAUGGCGGCUGCAUUCGUCUCGAUGGCCACGAUAUCUUCAACUUUUCCAAGAAAUCGUUCAUGGACCAGACCGCCGUCGUGUUCCAGGAUGGCGGUAUCCUUAACGGUACGAUCUACGACAACAUCCGUUACGGUAACAUCAGCGCUUCGAACGCUGACUGUGAAGAAGCUGCACGUCUGGCUGAAUGCCACUUCAUCAAGAACCUCAAGGACGGUUUUGAGACGGUCGUGGGUCAGCACGCCACAUGCAACUUGAGUGGUGGUCAGGCGCAACGUAUCUGUUUGGCGCGUGCUCUAUGUCGCCGCCCGAGUUUGAUGCUGCUUGAUGAAGCUACCAGUGCUUUGGAUCCUGAGACCGAGGCGUCGAUUGUGGCAACGUUGGAGCGUCUUUCGAGCAAGAUGAACAUGACGAUCAUCUCGGUGACUCAUCGUCUCUCCACGGCACUGAAUGCGGACCAAAUUUUGGUACUGAACACGGGUCGCGUUGCAGAAGAAGGUCGCUAUGAUGCUCUAGUACAGAAGGGUGGUCUCUUCUAUGAGAUGGUGCACAAGGUGGACAAACCGGAAGAGGAAGAAGAUGCUGCUCCGGUGGAGAAGCCGGAUAUGGUUAGCAUGACCAAGAGCCGUCGUCGUGGCACAGCGCCACGCAGAAACACCGACACGAUCGGAGCUACUGGCGAGGAGCCGAAGCAGAUGCAGGACAGCGCAUUGGCAUUGCAGCAGUUUACAAAGACUCUGAGCUCGCGUGUGGCCCAUGACGUUGGCGAUGGGAACCGUCCUGCAGGCACGACUUCGUGGUAUCGCUACGGCAACCGCAACUCCCAUCGCAGUCGCAAGACGAGCGACGACGGCUUCACAUCUCGUCGCUCGGGCAACAACAGUGUCGAGGGUGGUCAGUGGUAUCCUAGCCAGCAUGACAACCGAGGUGCGGCGACGUCUGCGGCCAGCGAGGAAGAACGGAACAAGUACUUUGUGCUGUAGACAUGUUCGUGCGGUCUUCACGUACUGAUUUUGGUUAUUUUGAAGCAGCUGCAGUGACUCGAGACCCGAUGUCUGUCCGUAUACCAAGGCUAGCUGCAAUGAUAGCUACAAGACCCUCUGUUUGCAGAGUCAUUCGUAAGAUAGUUUUCAUUUCGCUCUAGCGAAGAUAUUUCUUCACAGAAGGAAACGUGUCGAGAAAAGAGUAAACGCCAAAAAUCCUGACAAGUUUCAGGUUUUGGCGGGCGGAAAUGCAUUUCAUGUGAUUUGGGAAUCAAGUGGCAAACUUUUGGUGUUAAUCGAGUGAAAAGCAGUUCCCAGAGCGAUACACUUCCCAGGAGCAAUAAAGUUGAGAGAGAUCUAAGCGAUGGGUGACAUAACAACCAGUCAUUACAUUUAGUGCCAGCACUAAGCGGCAACAGCCACCAAUUCUUUAGAAACCCAAGGUAGCACGCCCAUAAAACUGCUCGUCCUCUUCGGGCAAAGAUUCUUCCAGUCCGUCGAGAUUGAACUCCUUUGCUUGCUUGCUGUCGCCACGAGCAAGCAUCUGCUUGUCCGUAUCGCCACGAGGCCGAGGCGGCGGUAGUGGUGGGGCAGCAGCAUUGAGUAAAUAGGCGUUCGCAGCACGCAAUGUUUUCACCC
Messenger RNA from Phytophthora nicotianae INRA-310, 3769 nucleotides. RefSeq lists its product as hypothetical. Gene Ontology annotation, biological process: transmembrane transport. The transcript has a single exon. Gene Ontology annotation, molecular function: ABC-type transporter activity; ATP binding; ATP hydrolysis activity. The coding region runs from base 95 to 3130 and encodes 1011 amino acids. NCBI's taxonomy places the organism in Eukaryota, Oomycota, Peronosporomycetes, Peronosporales, Peronosporaceae. The record is from RefSeq and is a predicted model, not a curated record. Gene Ontology annotation, cellular component: membrane.